AUCAAGCUUGCGGCCAAACGACUGAUAACUUAUUGAAAAAAAAAUCCAAAAUAGGAACCCAGAUGGAUUUCCGAUCCAGCCGUUGAUAUAUAAAGACGAACUUUCAGGAAAAUUGUCACUAUUAUUGUAGAACUUACAAGCGUAGGAGAUCCGUCAAACAUAUCAAUUGCUAAAAAUCUGUCAGCGAUAGACUUACAAUGAAAGAUCAAGGAAGAAACCGAUUCAUGGUUGUUCUCCUUAUAUCGUUUGUUUUAUGUGACCAGAUUCUGUGUACUACUAUUCGAUGUGGGUCGGAAUUUAGGGCAGCUGUACGGACGGUCUGCAUGGCAAAACGUAUGCCUAGUUAUGGUCCUAAUGUUUAUGAAAACGCUUUAGGCCUACUAGCCGGCGGCCGACUACCGUAUGAUAGUGAGCAAGAAAUCAAGACUCGAUUAUUUCCACGGUUGAGAAAAUCUAGAAGUACGUACACCGGCCCGCACGACUUUUGCUGUACACAUGGUUGUGACGAUGACUUUAUUAGGGUUCGAGUUUGCUAAAAAUGUCAUAUAAGUUUAUUAAAAAUAUUGAAAUACAAUUGUGUUUUACAUAGAAAUUUCGUUGAUUUGUUCACAUUACAAAAUAUUUUUAAUUUUGUGAUGUGAUAAUGAUUUCAGCGUCUCUUGAUAAGGCAAAUUAUAUGAGUGUCAGGUUAUUUCAGGUACUUUCAUUCAAGAAAUGAAUAAUAUGUCCAAAAUGAGACAUGAGGCUUUCGUAUAAGAUGUGUCAAUUUGGCUUCUUUAAAAUAUUAAAAUUAGUGUUAGAGCAAAUUUGAUAAAAUUUUCAAUUAUUUACAAGCUUUCAAAAUUACUUUCAAUCUUGUAUUAUGGUUAUUUAUACACGAUAAACAUUAGGGCUUACUACAUUAAUAAUAUUAUUUAUUACAUAUAUAUUGUAUUUAUAUAUAUAUAUAUAUAAUAUAUAUAUAUGCAUAUAUAAUAUAUAUGAUAGAGAUAAACUCUAAACCGAGAUGUGCAUAGCACUGAAUAUAAUAUUAAUAUAACAAUAGGUAAAUUUAAAUCAAGUUUGCUGCGUAGGACCGUAACAAAUAAAUAAGUAAAAUAAUAACAGUGUUUAUUUAAUAGAAACAUGUUGUAAUAAUCGUAUCAAGAAUCAAAAGAAAAUUUCUUUUAUUGCAGUUGUAUGAAAAGGUGUCUGGGAUUUCUAUAGGAUAGUUACAGUUCUUUUUAAUACUUAAUAAAUAAAUAGGAAAUAAAAAUAGUACAGUAAUAUAUAUAUAUAUCCAUAAUUAGACAUAUUACAAACACAUGCAGAGUAGUAUCCUUCCAUCUCCGCAACAUCAAGGCAGUUAGGCGUUUUUUAAAUGAAGAUGCUACAUCAAAACUU
Molecule: messenger RNA, 1383 nt
Organism: Anneissia japonica
Lineage: Eukaryota; Metazoa; Echinodermata; Crinoidea; Comatulida; Comatulidae
Exons: 3
Coding region: 198-536 (112 amino acids)
Source: RefSeq, a predicted model, not a curated record